GCGCCGCGGAGGCCUGUGGGUAAGCGCCGCCGCCAGGUGACAGUUCCUGCCGCCGCCUGGGCCGGGCCGGGCUGGCUGAGUGAGGCCCGGCGGGAAACCGGCCAAUCCCGGCCGGAAAGAUGGAGCGGGCGCUGGGGCCGGCUCUGGAGGGCGGCGGGGUAGCCCGCAGAUCCGUGCGGCCGGCAGGGCUGGGGGGCGCUGCCCCCGCUGCGGGCUCCCGGCAGCCCAGCGCGGAGACCUUGGACAGCCCUACAGGAUCCCAUGUUGAAUGGUGUAAACAGCUCAUAGCUGCUACCAUUUCUAGUCAGAUUUCAGGUUCUGUGCCAUCAGACAUUGUAUCAAGAGAUUACAGGGUAUACAAGAGGCCUGAUAUACGGGAGAUUCAGGAUGGACACAAUGGCUAUCAUUCUGAAGCAGAAGCUGAUCAGGUGGCACUGAGGGAUGGGAACAAGCUGGCACAGAUGGAAGAGGCGCCAAUUUUUCCUGGAGAAUCAAUCAAAGCGAUUGCUAAAGAUGUUAUGUAUAUCUGUCCAUUUAUGGGAGCAGUCAGCGGUACACUGACAGUGACAGACUUCAAAAUGUAUUUCAAAAAUGUUGAGAGGGAUCCACAUUUUGUUCUUGAUGUUCCCCUUGGAGUAAUAAGUAGAGUUGAAAAGAUUGGAGUGCAGAGCCAUGGAGACAACUCCUGUGGUAUAGAAAUUGUUUGCAAGGAUAUGAGAAACUUGCGGCUUGCCUAUAAACAGGAAGAACAGAGCAGACUGGAAAUAUUUGAAAACCUCGUAACGCAAGCAUUUCCUCUUUCUAAUGGGCUGCCACUUUUUGCAUUCAGCUAUAAAGAAAAAUUUCCUGUUAAUGGCUGGAAAGUUUAUGAUCCAAUGGCAGAAUAUAAGCGGCAGGGUUUGCCCAAUGAGAGUUGGAAAAUAUCCAAAAUUAACAGCACCUAUGAACUUUGUGAUACAUAUCCUACUAUCUUCGUUGUGCCAACCAGCGUGAAGGAUGAUGACCUCUCAAAAGUGGCAGCAUUUAGAGCAAAAGGCAGAAUUCCAGUGUUAUCUUGGAUUCACCCCGAGAGCCAGGCAACUAUAACGCGCUGCAGCCAGCCACUGAUAGGCCCGAAUGACAAACGUUGCAAAGAAGAUGAAAAAUACUUACAAACAAUAAUGGAUGCCAAUGCUCAGUCGCACAAACUUAUCAUCUUUGAUGCCAGACAAAACAGUGUGGCUGAUACAAACAAGGCAAAAGGUGGAGGAUAUGAAAGUGAAAGUGCCUACCCAAAUGCUGAGCUGGUCUUUCUGGAAAUACAUAACAUACAUGUGAUGAGAGAAUCAUUGCGGAAGCUGAAAGAGAUAGUUUAUCCUGCGAUUGAUGAGGCCCGGUGGUUGUCCAAUGUAGAUUCAACACACUGGUUGGAAUACAUAAGGAUGCUUCUUGCUGGAGCAGUAAGAAUUGCUGAUAAAAUUGAAUCUGGUAAAACAUCAGUUGUUGUACACUGCAGUGAUGGCUGGGAUCGUACAGCCCAGCUCACCUCUUUAGCCAUGCUCAUGUUGGACAGCUAUUACAGGACUAUCAAAGGAUUUGAAGCUCUUAUAGAAAAAGAAUGGAUAAGUUUUGGACAUAGGUUUGCAAUGCGAGUAGGCCAUGGAGAUGAUGACCAUGCUGAUGCAGACAGGUCUCCCAUUUUCCUUCAGUUCCUUGAUUGUGUUUGGCAAAUGACGAAGCAGUUUCCUGCAGCCUUUGAAUUCAAUGAACUAUUUCUGAUCACCAUUUUGGAUCACCUUUAUAGUUGUCUCUUUGGGACUUUUUUAUACAACUGUGAACAAGAGCGAUUAAAAGAGGAGAUAAAUACAAAGACUAUAUCUUUAUGGUCCUACAUUAACAGUCAACUAGAUGAAUUUACUAAUCCUUUCUAUGUAAACUAUGAAAACCACGUCCUGUAUCCUGUUGCCAGUCUGAACCAUUUGGAACUGUGGGUAAAUUACUACAUCAGAUGGAAUCCAAGAAUGAGGCCACAGAUGCCAAUUCAUCAGAAUCUUAAGGAGUUACUUGCCAUCAGAGCUGAGCUUCAGAAGAAGGUGGAAGACUUGCAGCGAGAAGCUGCUACACGAUCCAUUUCUUCAUCCUCAGAUAGAGGGUCAUCUCCUUCUCACUCAGCCACCCCAGUGCGCACUUCUGUCUGAUGUGCAACAAAAGCCAUGUAAAACCAUUCAUGGCAGGUGAUCUGCAUAUAUAUGCUUAGAGGCGGGUGGAAUAUUUUCCCUGUCUCCCAAGGAUUGUGAGUGACUUAUAAUUGCUAUCAAUCUACAUGCCUUAUUCUUUGUGUCUGUUCCUGUUAUGAUGAGGCCAAAAAGAGCUUCAAUAGUUGUGAUGGUAUUUUCUGAAGUUGGCAGUUCCUGUAUGUGUUUUGACAUCUCUCGCUAAAUCAUCAAUUGUAAAAUUAACUUUAUUUUGAGCAACCAACAAUUUAUCCAUCUUAAAAAGGAAUCCAUCUGUCAGACAGAUAAUGUGAGAGGCUUUUUGCUGCCUUGGGUACAGAGGCUGGUUGAGAAACCCAAAUGAAAUGCCGUGUAAUGUUUGUGUUUAAUCAGAACAUUGAGAGAAAUUUUCUGAAUGGGAGCUCUUUAUUUAAUGCAGUACAUUAUUUUUAUCUAGAGCAACUGCUAUUAUUCUUGGGGACGUAUUUAAGUAAUGCACUUUGAAACAGAUUUUAAAUUAAGUAUUUUCCAGUGCAGCCAAUUUUACAUUUUGAGUAAAUAUGCCAUUAAGAAUGGAUGGUAAUGAAGGUAAACAGGAUUUGCCAAUUAAUACACACCUACUGGUACUUGUAUGAUGUAAUAUAUUUGGUGAAGCAUGGAUUUUAAUUUUUUUAAUGCCUUUUUUUACAAGUUUAAAUAAAUCUUUUGACCGUUUAUUGUCCCGUUUUACCCUCACGAAUAAGGGGUAAGCUUAAUCAGGUCUGUCUUGUACUCAGUAACUUGUUUUCUAGCAAUUUGGAUUAGAAGAACAUUGAACUGUGUAAAUUGUAUAGUCUGUAUUAGUUCCACGUAUUUUAAGUGUGUCCUGUUAAACUUAUACACACAUUUAUGUACAUGCAUAUGUGGUGUUAAACAUGCACACACUUCAUUUGCAUGUUAUGGGUUCAGAAAAUUGAUCCUGCCUCUCCAAAUGUUUUGGAAGAUAUAAACUGUUACAACUUUGAUGUUUUUAAAUAAUAGGCGCUUAAUUGGUUUCCUUGAAAUAAUAAAGACGGUUGGUUUUUUUUUUAAAUGCUGCCAAUGUUUUCUCUCUGUUUUCAAUCAUUUAUCCAUAUUUUUAUAUAAAAUCUUUAUUUCUCAUUUUAUUCCAAUCCCCUCCCAAACCAUUUUUAUUUCAGAACUGUUGGAUCAAUGCCAUUAGUGACAUGCAGCCUUUUUCAAAAAUAAUUCUGCAGUUGCUUUCUUAGCAAGCGUGGAAGUAAAACGUGCUUGAAAUUUCCCUUUUCUCCUUCCUACUUGACCAACAUUUCACAAGAAUCCUAACCUCCUCCUUUGAGUAUUCAAGAUAAUGUAACUCCACUUGCUGGCCUUGAGUUGUAUGAUUCAAGUACUGCCAGGAGGAAUUAACCCUGCUUCUUGAGAAUCAAUUGGUUCUAUGCACUAGUUGUAGUUCUUACUGUACAUGGAUAACCAUUGUCCAGCUAUGCUGGAAGGAGGACACGAGACCCUGGAUUUGACUUAGGCUGCAACUUUAUUCCUAAAUGUCCGGGAGUACCCAGCUGAUAAUGCUGUACUUGUUUACAUACAGCCGGGAGGUGGAGGGAGGGCUCCCGCAUUAUCCAUCCAGGUCCCUAGCCAACCUGCUAUCUGCUCAAUUUAAGGCACCUCCCCCUAUACCCUGGGACACCAGCACCGCAGGGUAGAGGGUUAGGUUUUUGGGGUGGGGCUAUAAAAAAGCAGGGGGUUAACUCUCUGCUAUUCUAAUAAUCGGAGCCCUAACCUCCCUACCCUCACCAUUUCCACUCUAAAUCCUUUACCAGUCCAUUUUAUCUGAUGGUGGUAUCCCUUCCCUACGGAGUAUCUGCACUGACCAUCCGCCACAAGGAGGCCCCAGCAAUUAGCUUGGCUGUGCAGUGAGGUCAUUGUACUAAAUAUGCCAUUGUGCCACACUCCUUUUUCCCCAGUUCUGUGCACUUAUGUACAUAAAGCUGUGGUGUAUAACACAAACUGGUGAGUACUUCUUUUGCAAGUGUGAAUUGUGUUGAUAGUUCUGUAUCCAGUCUUCUAAGUUUAUUAUGCACAGUGCAUGAUAUUGCAAUGUGUCCUGUUUAUUUGUGAUGGUAAAAUGUAUUUUUACAAUAGUUUAUACACCUGAAGCAGGAUAGUUUAAGAAGGACCAAGAUGCCACAUCUGUUAAUCUAAAUCAGGCCUUUCAUAAGAGAUAAUUAAGAUGGAAGAUGGUUUUUAUAUAAAAACAAUACUAUAAAACAAUAUACCAUCAGUGAAUUUUAUACUGGCAAAAUAUGUUGAGUUGUGAAUUAAACUCCUUAGUACUUCAAAUUUAGCAUGGCAUUUUAACUGUCUACUGAAAUAGAGCAGGCUGUUUCUAAAAUGAAACCUAAAGAAAGUAAUUUGAAAUUUUCUCUUUAUUGGAGCUAGUGAUCAUGGAAGAUUGUGCUCCAUAAUAAUUGUAAAAGGGAUAGUUGGAAUAACUGUAGCACUUUCAGAUAUUAAACGUUAUAUGCUCACA
Messenger RNA from Chrysemys picta bellii (western painted turtle), 4722 nucleotides. It is a transcript of the gene MTMR1, whose product is annotated as myotubularin related protein 1. Gene Ontology annotation, molecular function: phosphatidylinositol-3-phosphate phosphatase activity; phosphatidylinositol-3,5-bisphosphate 3-phosphatase activity. Gene Ontology annotation, biological process: phosphatidylinositol dephosphorylation. The record is from RefSeq and is a predicted model, not a curated record. Gene Ontology annotation, cellular component: cytoplasm; membrane. NCBI's taxonomy places the organism in Eukaryota, Metazoa, Chordata, Testudines, Emydidae.